AUUCUUCGUGCCGGGCACCGUGUUCAUGAAAGUGGUGCUGAGCCUAGCGAACCUGCCAAUGUGUCGGCUGAUUUGGAAGUGCGUCGGACUCUUUCACUUACUAAUCUCUCCGAAUUCGAAGCAGCUGGUGACGCCGCCAGCAACACUAUCAAAUCUGCUGUCGAUCUCAGUCCUCAACCUCUAUCCCCUCAUUUAUUCUUGAGCCCUUCGGCAAAAUAUAGCCAAGGCACUCUUCGGAGUUCAGGAUCUCCAAAGUUUAUAACCGCUUUUCUCCCAAAUACAUCAUGCUGCGAUCAGAAGACUGCUGAUGCCUACCAUUAUUUUCCCCAUCUACCUUUCGCCUCAAAGCAACUUUACCCAAUUGGUCCUGUCAUAGCUGACGGUAACCGCACAAAAGCCUUCACUACGGGUGGCAUGCCCUACAUCGCCAAUGCUGUCCGCUUAGGCCAAUUUCUUUCCAGUAUUCCUGCUUCAACUGGACCCCGCGAUCCUAAGCCUGGCGAGAUCGUUGUCUACGCGCCGGGGGCGUUCGAUUUAUUCCGUAUCUUUUUUCUUUAA
Protopolystoma xenopodis is the source of this 558-nucleotide messenger RNA. The record is from the annotation of a GenBank genome assembly. NCBI's taxonomy places the organism in Eukaryota, Metazoa, Platyhelminthes, Monogenea, Polystomatidea, Polystomatidae.